This is a messenger RNA of Thalassophryne amazonica, 1651 nucleotides long. Its product is annotated as dynein assembly factor 3, axonemal-like. The transcript has 11 exons. The coding region runs from base 18 to 1364 and encodes 448 amino acids. Lineage: Eukaryota; Metazoa; Chordata; Actinopteri; Batrachoidiformes; Batrachoididae. Gene Ontology annotation, biological process: axonemal dynein complex assembly; motile cilium assembly. The record is from RefSeq and is a predicted model, not a curated record.
AGUGUUCCAAUUAAAGGAUGAGCGCUGGACGGGCAUCUGAGGGCAUGGGAUGGAUCACAUGGUGGGGAUUCAGUCCUGCACGGGACUUACGAAUGGCAGGCCCUGUGAGACAGGAGGGUGAGGUCAAUAUUUUACUGGUUGGCAGUGCAGAUCCACGACAUAUUUUGAAGACCAUUGCUGGAUUAAAGGACACAGAUCUUCUUCAUGUGUGGGUGAUUGAAAACAGCAUGGAGGUGGUGGCGAGACAUUUGCUACUUCUCUUCUUGGCACUGGUGCCCCAGAAAUACAUGGGUCUUAAUGAAAAGACAGAGAUUUUCUUGGAGGUGUUUGGAAACAGUGAGAUCCGCAGUCAGACGGAGGAAACACUAAAAGCAGCAGCAACACAACUGUGUUUAUCCGUUACUGACACACCGGAGACGGACAUACACCCUUGUCUAGACACAACUCUUCUCAAGUUCAAGGAACAAGAUGAGCUGAACAGGAUAUUGAAGUUAUGGGUAAAGCCUCAAUUGUCUUCUGCUCCAUCCUCAAUGACCAAAGCCUGGGAUUACCGGGUCAGGCAGCAUCUUGGAACACGCUAUGACUCCAAGAAGGGCUGCUUCGACUGGGACCUAACAAUGAAGCUGUAUGAGAAAGGGUGUGGCAUCAUCGAUAAACAGCAGUAUGCCCGCUGGAGGGAGCGCGGCCUGGCCUUUGAAAUGAGAGAAUGCGUCUAUGAUGUAAUCAAUCCUACUUUGCUGUCUUUGAGGGUGUUGGGCCACAAAGGAGACAAAGUGGGAGUCACGGGCUACUGGGGAGACAUCGUGUCCAGUCCUUACCUCUCCUUUGGUAUUGAAAGUGGCCAUCAAAGCCUUUUCAAGACAGAGAAUGGGCAACAUAUUAAGACGGCCCAGGAUGUGUCUUUUACAAACGUUCAGGCAUUUCUACAGUCGCUGAUCAGCAGACGGAGCUGCCUGAUGAAGUGUCAGUCAGAUGCGAAGUCGGCGGAUCAGUCGCCACCCCCUGAACGCUGCCACGGAUCUGUCAGCAUCAAAGACCUGAUCCAGCUGGAAGGGGUUUCUGUGACCUUCCUGCCUUUGGACUCACUUCACAAACUGCCAGAAAAAACUAAAUACUCUCAACUCUUCAACACCAUCUACUUCUCUGCCAGCUCGGUGCACCAGUUGAACCCGACACUCAAACAGAUUGCAGCACCAGACGCUGUGCUUGUCGUGGAGUUGGCCAAGUACAUUUUGGAGUUGAAUAAAAGACAAGAAGCAGAUUUUGAAAGCAAAGUGGUGAAUAUUGCUCAAGAGGCUGGAUUUGAACCGUGGCAAGAGGCAGGUGAUGACGUCCACGUGGUUUUCAUACCACACAAGGAGUAAAGUCCACAUGAGCUCCUAAUGUCAUCACAUCAUCCAUCGAGUGCAUUGUUCAUAUAAGCACAAAUUAUAUAUUUCCCUCAUAAAAUGUUUGCCACUCAAAUUAGAGCAACUGCUUCAGAUUCUUAUUGAAUUAGUUUUUCUGUUGCUGAACUUUUAUUUGCAUUAACUGUAGGUAUUUUUAAAUAUUGGACAUAUUUGGAAUGACAGGUUUCUCAUUAGAAUUUUAUUGCACAUGUUUGAUCAUUUACUUUUGUGAAGUUAUUUGAAUAAAUGUCAAGCAGAAAGAU